AUGCAGCGCAUAAGAGACAUCAGUGAACAGGUCUGGAAGGACUAUAUCAACCACUUUCUACCCACUGACAUGUGUUGUGAUGCAGCAGUCAUUACCAAUUCUCCUCCCUGGUUAUUAGCUUCUUAUCCUCGUGGUAACUUGUUCCAGAUGACCCAGGAGGAAAUUCAGAUCUUGCUGGGAAGAGAGGAUAGAGAGAAGUUAUAUCUUCACGGAAUUACCCUUGCAGGAACCAAAUGCUUAUUGAUCCGGGACAACCUGUACACUGAAGGCAUCAACACCAUGGACUUGCGCACUAAAGGCCAGAGUCGAGGCAGCCAGGCAGUGACUGUGGUUCAGAUUGAAUCUGUAUAUCUUGUGGUUAUGGGAAUAAAGGGAACAGAAGGCGGACCUCUCAAUCUCAAAUCUUUUGAGAUGGCAGGUUACAUCAGGGAAGCCAUUUUUCAACACAUGACCCAUUUCUAA
Molecule: messenger RNA, 462 nt
Organism: Chinchilla lanigera (long-tailed chinchilla)
Lineage: Eukaryota; Metazoa; Chordata; Mammalia; Rodentia; Chinchillidae
Product: profilin-1-like
Exons: 1
Coding region: 1-462 (153 amino acids)
Biological process (GO): actin cytoskeleton organization; positive regulation of actin filament bundle assembly; regulation of actin filament polymerization
Cellular component (GO): cytoplasm
Molecular function (GO): actin binding
Source: RefSeq, a predicted model, not a curated record